Molecule: messenger RNA, 4482 nt
Organism: Corythoichthys intestinalis (scribbled pipefish)
Lineage: Eukaryota; Metazoa; Chordata; Actinopteri; Syngnathiformes; Syngnathidae
Product: DNA (cytosine-5)-methyltransferase 3C-like
Exons: 26
Coding region: 394-3009 (871 amino acids)
Biological process (GO): negative regulation of transcription by RNA polymerase II
Cellular component (GO): nucleus
Molecular function (GO): DNA (cytosine-5-)-methyltransferase activity, acting on CpG substrates; protein binding; DNA binding
Source: RefSeq, a predicted model, not a curated record
UUCCAGCACCCACUGCGGCCGUUUGAGGACCGGUUUGACACCCCUGCUUUAUCGCAUGCAGAUGAAUUGCGGAUUCAGCUAAUUUUGCCGAUUCUUUUAUUUUUCGCACCCCGCCAGUCAAAUGUGCUGCAGAAAAUUAUUGCUGCACCAGGGAGAGGCGUAUGAGCCUUUUUGGGUUUCAAAAGUUUCCCAUUGACCGCGGAUAUUGGCCAAAACAAGCCCUACCACUGUGGGACCAUUGGACGUACGAGGAAUCUAGCCAUCUCACCUGAAUUGAAAACGAACACGCGGAGGACCUGAAAGACUGCCUCCAACAAUCUUCAGACAAACAGCCUGACAGACUGAAGAUUUUGGAUUCCAACCCUUUGCCGACACUUGCUUCUUGGGGCAGCCAUGAGGAGUAAGAUUUCCAAAAGGUUGAUGGUGAUACCGGAUUCGGUCCCCCCUGAGACUGACUGGUCCAAAUCGCUGACCUGGCUCAACGGUCUACUCAAGACGGAAUUCCAAGCGAUGCGGGACAUCAGCUCAGGAGCGUGUCACUGCCAAAUGAUGGACUGCAUCGUGCCGGGAUCCGUAGACAUGAGUCUGGUCAAGUUCGAUGCGCGAGAUGAGCAGGACUGCAAGCAUAACUUUGGUCUCCUCCAACAGGCUUUCACGAAGAACCGUAUCACCAAGAACAUUCAGUUGGAACAACUGAUAAAAGGCGAUUUUCAAGUCAACUUCGAUUUCCUGCUUUGGUUCAAAACCUUCUGCUCGGCCAAUGUGAUUAAUGAAGAUUAUGACGCGGUGAAAGCUCGGAACCAACGCGACAUCCGUCCGUACCCGCCGCCUGAGCUCUCCCCAAAAAGUGGCAGUAAAGUGGACCCUUCCGCUGCAGGCCAUAGAGACAAGAAAGCCAACGGCAAGGCUCCGACAAUGGCAGAUGAAGAAUCUCUAAAUGGGAGCGAUGGUUUGAUGGAGAGUGACAGUGAGCGGAUGUCGGAGGGCGGCGAUGACAAAGUAACAUCGCAAGCUGUGAAUGAGCUUCGCAUGCAGUGUUUAAAGCCGUGCCACGUAGUCCUGACCAAAUUAAAAGGCUUAAAAUUACAUGACAGCUCAAUUGGUGAAGACGACAACGACGACUCUGAAGAAAGGGAGGAAAAGACUGUCCCCUCCAAUAAAACACCUAGGGGACGAAAAAAAGCAAAUUACCAGGAUGGCAACGGCUUUUUGAGCGGAGAGCUGGUUUGGGGCGGCGUGAAGGGCUUUCCGUGGUGGCCCGGCUUGGUGAUCCCUUGGAAAACCAAAUAUUCCCCUCAAGGCAUUCGAAGGGUCGAAUGGUUCGGCGAUGGGACCUUCUCCAAGAUCAGCACAGACGUUUUGGUGCCUUUCCGAAACUUCACCCAGAAUUUCUGCAAAAGUUCAUUUGACCGCCUGCCAAACUACAAGAAGGCAGUCUACCAGAUUAUAGAGCUUGCGAGCGAACGUUGCGAGAAGUCCUUCGAAGAGGCCAAAGGAGAUAAAGAGAAAGAAAUCAAUCUGAUGCUGGACUGGGCUUUUAAAGGAUUUCUGCCCAGUGGACCGGACGGAUUCUCGUCACAGAACGCCGCUGGGGCGGAUUCAGACUCUGCUCAUUCUGACUACCAGCCGCCCGUGAAGAAGAAGUUGGCUCCCAAGAAUAGGGCGAGCACCUCUAACUACAUUUUCACGAGAGAUGUUUUAAUUGAGAGGCUUAAAGACAGAAGCACAAAACUUGAAGAUUGUUGUUUGGCUUGCGGCUCCUCCGAGGUAGACGUAGAGCACCCCUUGUUUGAAGGCGGCCUUUGUCUUAAAUGCAAGGAAAACUUCUCGGAAACGCUAUAUCGCUACGACGAAGAUGGCUACCAGUCCUACUGCACCGUGUGCUGCGGCGGCACGCAAGUCAUUCUGUGCAGCAACGCAAGCUGCUGCAGAUGUUACUGCAAGGAGUGCGUGGAGAUCCUGGUGGGAAAGGGAACCUUUGCCGAGCUGAAAGACAUCGACCCAUGGAGCUGCUACAUCUGCCAGCCGGAACAGUGCAAGGAAAGACUCCAAAUCAGGCCGGACUGGAGCGUCAAGAUCCAAAACUUCUUUGCUAACAACAGUGGCAUGCAGUUUGAGCCUCACCGUGUUUACCCGUGCGUCCCGGCAGACAGACGCAAGCCCCUGAAGGUUCUGUCGCUCUUUGACGGCAUCGCAACAGGCUACCUGGUGCUGAAAGACCUGGGUUUCAAGGUGGAGCGCUACAUCGCCUCAGAGAUCUGCGAGGAUUCCAUUGCGGUGGGCAUGAUCAAGCACGCCGGAAAGAUUGAAUACGUCAACGAUGUGCGCACUAUCACCAGGAAACACCUGGCCGAGUGGGGGCCCUUCGACCUGCUGAUCGGAGGAAGCCCGUGCAACGACCUCUCCAUCGUCAAUCCCGUCAGGAAAGGAUUGUUCGAGGGCACCGGGAGGCUCUUCUUCGAGUUCUACCGCAUUUUGACCAUGCUGAAGCCCAAGGAAGGUGACGAUCGGCCUUUCUUCUGGCUCUUUGAGAACGUGGUCUUCAUGUCCGUCCGAGACAAGGCUGACAUCUGUCGCUUCCUGGAGUGCAAUCCGGUCAUCAUGGACGCUGUGCACGUCAGCCCCGCCCACAGAGCGCGUUACUUCUGGGGGAACGUGCCAGGCAUGAGCAGACCUCUGACGACCUCUCAGGAUCAAAAGAUUUCUCUUCAGGAUUGUUUGGAAGUGGGCCGCACGGCAAAGCUGGACAAGGUGCGAACCAUCACCACAAAGUCCAGCUCUCUCGUGCAGACCAAGGUGGGACUUCCCGUCACCAUGAACGGCAAGGAAGACAACCUGUGGUGUACCGAAGUGGAACAGAUCUUCGGCUUCCCAAAGCAUUACACGGACGUCAACAACAUGGGCCGCAAUCAGCGCCAGAAGGUAUUGGGUCGCUCCUGGAGCGUGCCCGUCAUCCGCCACCUGGUGGCGCCGCUCAAGGAUUAUUUCCAAUGCGAACAGCCGCAAUGAAGUCGCCAAAUCCGUUGACGAUGCCUUAAAAAAAAACAAAAGCAUUCUUUUUACUUUGUCAAACGACCACCUAAAACACUCCAACUCAGGAAACACAUCAACAUCCUUCCUACUGUCCAUUCGGCUCGGACGUUUUUAGAAAUGAUCUCGUUGACGGCGAUAGACGUCCAAUCCAGUUGGACUGGGAAGGACUGCUUCGUAUUGGUUUAUAGGCUUAAAUUAGCUUAAUCAGAAUGCCUAGUUUUUUCACCGAGUGCUCCUUUUAACUCAUUGGCUGCCUUGACCAUGAUAGACGUCCAAUCUUAUUGGACAGGGAUCGUUGACAGCAAUCAUUUGCUAGAUAUUAUUUUUUUAAUCCAUGAAAUAGAGAUUAUUAACAGUUUUUUCCCUCUUCAGGGAUUAGCUUUUUAUAUUUACGAUGAAUUCAUCAUCUGCCAUUGAUGCCGCUAGACGCCCAACCUAUUUGGACUGGGGGGGCAACCAGCAAUCGUUCGGUAGAUUUUUUUUUUUUUUUAAUCAACAAAAUGGAGAAUAUUUACCUUUUUCCCCUUCGUUUUUUAAAACUUUUAAAAUGUUUUUUAUAUUUAGUAUCAAUUUAUUGUCUGCCAUCGACGUCUAGACAUCAACGGCACUGACAAGUGAUCAAUUUUUUUUUUUUUUUUUUACUGUCGUGAUUUUUAAUCCUUAAACAGAAGCGUAAUCCAUCCAUAUUUGUACAUUUCCUGCACUUUCAAGUUAAAAUAGCGGCCUGAUUUUCAAUAUAGGGAAGGAUUUUUUUUUUUUUUAAUCAUUAAUCAAUUGUUAGUGUUACGAGAUUCUUGACUUAUCUUUUUUUUUUUUUUUUUAGAUACAAGCAUCUUUAGCAAACAAAGUCGUAUCUACAGCAAGCGGUCAUUUUGGAAGCUUUUGAGAUACUAGCAUCUUCAGCAAAAAAAGUAAUGUCUCCAUGUAGUGGUUGUUAGUGGAAUAACAGCAUUGAACAUUGGACAAAAUGGAGACACAAACAAAAGAUGAUUCUAGGAAGUUAUGAAAAAUCUUAUGUGGUGCUAUAAUCUACUGUAUGACGUCAUCAGUAACAGCUGGCCUGUAUCAAAAUGUAUUUUUAGGAUUCAGGCAGCCAUUUUAGUGUAUUUUCUUUUCUUGUUGAACAUCGUCCGGUCAGGCCGCAGUUUUGGUUUCUACCUCACGUCUGUGCCUGUUACUCUUUUUUAUCUUCAUUUUUAAUUUAUGACUAGUUUUAACAGAAGUGCCAUUACAAACAUGGCGGUCAUAGGAGGAUCGUGGACCAAAAAAGAAAAUGCAAUAUGUUGGUGUUCUGUCUUUUGAUGUUUCUUUUUUUAUGAUGUGAAAAGUCAGUUGUUGGUGGCUACUUCUACUGUGACUGCAAAAAAAAACUUGCUGCCUUAAUAAACAAGGACUUCCUGUCACAUUUUCUGUUCGUUUCGAGACAUUGUUGACAUCAAAAUAAGGGCU